CAAUCCCCGAUAAGCUACGGGGCUGCCUUAGCUUACACUUGCAUUUUCUCCGAAAAUCACAGCGUCUCGGCACCCGGGAUCCACCAACUUGAGGACUGCAAGGCGACCCAAUGCCGGCAAGCCCCGGGACCUCGGCGGGCGAACCGAAGGAGAUGGGAAGCGAAGGAAGGGUGGGGAGGAGGGAAGAAGGGAACAAGAGAAGAGGCCCCACCCUUCAACCAGGUACGAUCGGGCAAUACUGGAGCCUUUGGUGGCCCGAUUUACCCCGCAACCGUGUUACCCAACAACCGGCGCUGCACCGGCACUUUUCGCAAGCCGGAUGACCUCAUCUCAUCCCCGUCGUCAUCAUCGUCGUCUCUUACCCUCUCGUUCUCGCGUGGCAAGGCCCGCGGUCCACUCCUCUACUGUACAUACCUACCGAGUUCUCCACUGCUCCCGGCUGGGUCCGCCGAUUGGGGCACCUUUCCCCCCCUGGAAUGCGUGGCCGGGUUGACUCGACUUGAGAGCUGCUUAGAGGCGGCCGAGAAUCUCCGCCAAUUGCUACAAUUGCGCCCUCCCGUUGAUGUACGGCAACAGCAGCAGCCCGAACUCAUGACAACCUAG
Molecule: messenger RNA, 603 nt
Organism: Colletotrichum orchidophilum
Lineage: Eukaryota; Fungi; Ascomycota; Sordariomycetes; Glomerellales; Glomerellaceae
Exons: 1
Source: RefSeq, a predicted model, not a curated record